Messenger RNA from Chenopodium quinoa (quinoa), 879 nucleotides. RefSeq lists its product as uncharacterized. The record is from RefSeq and is a predicted model, not a curated record. The coding region runs from base 1 to 879 and encodes 292 amino acids. The transcript is spliced from 2 exons. NCBI's taxonomy places the organism in Eukaryota, Viridiplantae, Streptophyta, Magnoliopsida, Caryophyllales, Amaranthaceae.
AUGAGACUAAUAGCUUAUGGCACCUCCGCUGAUUCUGUGGAUGACUACAUUCGGAUUAGUGCAUCUCUUGCAAGAGAUUCACUUCAGCAUUUUGUGGAAGGAAUAGUCUCUUACUUUAGUGAUGAAUACCUUCGAAAGCCCAAUGAAGAAGAUCUAGUAAGACUACUAAGGAUUGGUGAACGUCGUGGAUUUCCUGGCAUGUUAGGUUCUAUUGAUUGUAUGCAUUGGAGGUGGAAAAACUGUCCACUUCGAUUAAAAGGUAUGUUUUCUGGAAGACCAGGUAAACCCACAUUAAUCUUGGAAGCUGUGGCAUCAUAUGAUCUUUGGAUCUGGCAUGCCUUUUUUGGGACACCAGGUAGUCGUAAUGAUAUUAAUGUUCUUGAUAGAUCCCCAUUGUUUAAUGAUGUUUUUGAAGGUUGUGCACCCUCUAUUAACUAUGUUGUGAAUGGUCGCACAUACAAUAUGGGAUAUUAUCUCACUGAUGGUAUAUAUCCUAAAUGGGCGGCAUUCAUUCCUACAAUAUCACUACCACAAAAUGAAAAAGAAGCGCUAGCUCGUGACGCAUCAAUGUUAGGAAAAAUAAUGAUAGCGUGUAUUAUUAUGCACAAUAUGAUUGUUGAGGAUGAAAGAGAUACAUAUAAAACGUAUUACGAUCCAAAUGAAUAUGAUCAAGCUACAAAUGCGUCUUCAAGUAAUGAAAAUAAUGAAGAGCCUUUUCAGUUCCAAAAUAGCAACAACCGAAUUGCAAGUUUGGAAACUUACAUGUCUAAUAGAGCACGUGUUCGUGAUGAAGCUAUGCAUAAAGCAUUGAAGAAAGACUUAGUUGAACAUAUGUGGCUCAAAUUCGGUGUUCAAAGUAGGGACAAUAAUUUGCAUUAA